AUGCCGCGCUCAUUCUGGACCCAUACAAUUGUUCAAAUGAGCCACAACCAACCUGCAAUCCGAUACGCAGCUGUGUCGAUCAGCUCCCUAUUUGAAGAUUUCCAGAAUAUCAGCGCAAAUGACCAAUCAGCAAACAGACUCGCCAUUUCUCGUUACAACAUUGCUAUUCGACACAUUGCAACAUCUAAUGAUGGAUGUCUUGACACCGCGAUCAUAGCUUCCAUUCUGUUUAUGAGUAUUGAGCUUCUACGGGGUUGUCCAACGGAAGCGAUGAUUCACUAUAAACACGGUAGGAGAAUCUUGGCCUCGUAUAAUGCCUCUCCCGUGCUAUUGAAUAUCUUCCAUCAUUUAAAUGUCUUUGCGCUCUAUUUGUCCGAUUCAUUACGCCUACCACUGUUGAGCCUGGCUGACCUUUCACCCCCUCCUCCAUUCGUCACUCUGAUCCAAGCCCAAGAGACACUUGAUUGGCUUACAUAUCGGUCCAUGAAAGUUGCGUUUGCGCUAGAUCAGAGCGCCGCAGAUCCAUUAGAUCAGGAAGCAUUUCUUCAGGCUCAGUUGAUGAAAUCUGCAUUGGAUACGGACUUGGAUGCCUGGUCGCACGAUGCAGGUUUAUUGACAUCCUCUGACUCUGUCCAAGGAACAACCACAUACCAAAUGCUGCAGGUUCGAUGGUUGGUCUGCAAAAUCUGGACAGAUGCUGACCUUUACGAAAACGCGACCGAUAUAACCGACGAAAUGUUCCGAUUCUCAUCGAACAUUACUUUCGGGGUGCCUGGGGUCAAUACUUCGAAGCUUGGAGAAUUCCUUUCCAGUACAGAAAUUUCUCCGAUUCUGUAUUAUAUGCUCAUGAAAUGCAACAAGCUCCAGAUCCGACUGGCAGCAUUGGCACUGUUUCGAAAAAAGUGCCGUUCGAGGGACAUUUCGUGGGAUUACAAAAUGCUAUACCUUGAAGCUAAACGGGCAAUCGAGAAGGAUCACGGGGUUCUGAUAGACUUGGAAUGGAAAGAGGCCGAGGAACUAGAAAAUCUGAUCGGUGUCAGGGAUCCCAACUCGCCGAUUUGCCGGGGGUUCCAGUUUAUGUGCCCUUGGCCUAUUGUGCUAAUGGAUGUUUGUGAGAGAGUACACCAAUCUUCUCAAUAG
Penicillium pulvis is the source of this 1140-nucleotide messenger RNA. RefSeq names its product C6 zinc finger domain-containing protein. The coding region runs from base 1 to 1140 and encodes 379 amino acids. The transcript has a single exon. NCBI's taxonomy places the organism in Eukaryota, Fungi, Ascomycota, Eurotiomycetes, Eurotiales, Aspergillaceae. The record is from RefSeq and is a predicted model, not a curated record.